Molecule: messenger RNA, 1234 nt
Organism: Neogale vison (American mink)
Lineage: Eukaryota; Metazoa; Chordata; Mammalia; Carnivora; Mustelidae
Gene: ANKRD40CL
Product: ANKRD40 C-terminal like
Exons: 5
Coding region: 540-983 (147 amino acids)
Source: RefSeq, a predicted model, not a curated record
UAAAGUAAAUUAAAAGGGAAAAAAAGAAGAUCGAGAGAGAGAGACCCCAAAAUGAGAAGAAAACCUGAGUGUUGUUGAGGGGCUCCGUGAAUGGGGGAUGAGUGAGUGAAUGGGCAGAGAGGUGAGUGAGUGGAAAUAGACGAGCCAUCCCCGGCCCCGCCCAUGCAGGUGAGGAGGGGCUGGUUGGCUCUUUCCAUGGCUGACCACACCCGGGCCAAAGUGCAUUUUCCUACCCAUUCACAGGAGCUGAGGCCAGGCAGAUCCUUUCAGCUUCCUCCUCCGCGGCAGCACCACUUUCCUCCAUUCCUGGCAGAAAGGGCACCAGGGAGGCAGCGUCAGGCUGGUGACCUGGGCGCCCCAGGUCUGCGGCAGCCCAGGAACCCAUUGGCACCUCCCUGCCCCAUCUCACCGGGCCGGUGACCACAUCGUUGUUUCGCUGCACACAGAUGCACGGAGCUUUCAGAGGGGUUUCCUACGUGGCUGGAGCUUUGUGUCCAUUUGAGAGGGAGUACUGAUCUGACGAACAACAGAGCUGACCCAUGGCUGAACCCCAACAGGACAGGAAGGAGGAGCUGGCAGGUGAAUGUAAACAAGGCUCCAACCCACAGAUGCCAGCUGACCCACGGGAUGCCAAACCUGAGGACACCCGUGUAGGUGAUCUAGAGCUGGUGCUUAAAGUCAGAAUUAAGAGUCCCAGAGAAAAUGACUUCAUUGAGGUUGAACUGAACAGAGGAGAGCUGAGUUAUCAGAAUCUCCUGAGAGUCAGUUGCUGCGAACUGGGGAUUGAGCCGGAGCAAGUGAGGGCGAUCAGAAAGCUGCCAAACACACUGCUCAGAAAGGACAAAGACAUUCAAAGACUACAGGACUUUCAGGAAGUAGAACUCAUCCUGGUGAAAAAUGGAAGCUCUGAAUUCGUUGAACACACAACAUCCCUGACAGAGAAGGCCUGCUACAACAGCAAUGCCGCCAAACUGACCUAUUAGAAAACCCCAGAAAUGAAACCCCCGGUAUCAAUGUUUUGUAAAUAACCAAGUUGGAAUGCAUGUACUGGUUUGCCAACUUCAUGUGCGUACUUUGCAAAAUUGUUCCCUCAUCUCAAACUUCUCUGGGCAGGGAGAAAUUGUCACAUCAUUUCCUAUUUACACUUUGAAACUUGCCUAUAAAAUGGCAUGACUUGCGUUACUGAUGAGGCCAUUUUUUUUUUUUUUAAGUUUUUUAAAAAAUUUAUUUGCCA